Penicillium oxalicum is the source of this 1014-nucleotide messenger RNA. RefSeq names its product SGNH/GDSL hydrolase family protein. The coding region runs from base 1 to 1014 and encodes 337 amino acids. The record is from RefSeq and is a predicted model, not a curated record. NCBI's taxonomy places the organism in Eukaryota, Fungi, Ascomycota, Eurotiomycetes, Eurotiales, Aspergillaceae. The transcript has 3 exons. Gene Ontology annotation, molecular function: hydrolase activity, acting on ester bonds.
AUGAAACACUUCCUCGCAUCGGCCCAAGCCGUGGCUUGCUUGGGGCUGCUGGUCAAUCUUGGUGCUGCGAGUCCCUCGUUUAACUCGAAACAUAUUCCACCAGUAGUCAUUUUUGGCGACAGCUACACCGAUCAGAGGGUGUAUCAGUAUCGGCCGGGCUCAGAUGGAGAGGUUGCGAAGCCGGCAAAUGUCACCUCAACAGGUGGACGUGUGUGGCCCGAAUAUGUCCAUCAAUACUCGAAAGCAGCCGUCUACGACUACGCAGUGUCUGGAGCCGUCUGUGAUUCUAAUUUUGCAUCCUCGCCUCGGAACGGGGUGAAGCAAGCCCAGAUCUCCGCCUUCCUCGAGGAUCAAGACUAUUUCCGCACUCAUGAUCCUGCAAAGUUUCUUGGACACAAUCCCGACGCGGUGUAUGCAAUCUGGAUCGGGACAAAUGAUAUCGGCAAUGGAGUGUUUUUCACCGAUUCCCAACCCGCCGGCCUGUCCUUGACAAGCUACGUGGACUGUGUCUUUGAGCAACUCGAUCGACUCUAUGCCGUUGGAGCGCGCAAAUUCGUGCUGAUGAAUAUCGCUCCGCUGGAACUCAGUCCACAAUACGCGACACCACAGAAUGGUGGCGUGGAGCGACCCCGAUAUUGGCCAGACAAGACUUCGUACAAUUCCAAUCUGACACAGAUCAGUGAAAAGAUGAGACAGUACAGCACGCUCAUCAACGACAUUUAUAGAUUCCAGAUACCGUUUGAGCUGGAAGUUCAUCGCAGAUACAGGGGAAGUCAUUUCGCUCUGUUCGAUGUGCACUCGUUGUUGUCGGAUAUUUGGCAUCAUCCGUCGGUGUACCUCAAUGGCUCUGCGCCUCUGAACGUGAUAGGGUUUGCUGCCGACACUCCACCAGGGAACUGGGACAGUUUCAUGUGGUACGAUGAGCUACAUCCCUCGGAACAAACAGACCGUGUCAUUGCAAAGCAAUUCGUCGAGGUGUUGGCCGGAAGGAGUGAAUGGACGACAUACUGGUGA